GGCUCAGUCUAGCUCAGUUCUGCGUAGAUGUAAACUGGUUUCUUUUUAUCAGCUAACAGUAGACAGAGAAAAACACACUUCAUUGAUUUUUUAAAACGACCAUAUAUACCUACACAGAAUGGCCACUGAUUCGGGCUACGGCCAGCAUGGUGGCUCACAAAGCUACGGAUCAUAUACCGGUCAGCAGAGUGGGCAGAGUUAUGGGCAAGGAAAUGGCAGCGGCUCUUAUACGGGACAGAGCUACGGUAGCUAUGGUCAACCAGCUGCGACACAAGAGGGUUACAACCCGCCUCAGGCAGGCUACGGGCAGCAACAACAACAGAGCUACGGAAGUUAUGGACAGGAGUCAUCUGGGUACGGCGACAAGUCAACAACGUCGUCUACACCAUCGUAUGGACAAGGAUCAGGGUCCUAUGGGCAGCAAGGCUCCUAUGGCAGUCAAGGGCAGGGGUCCUAUGCUAGUCAGAGCCAAGGAGGAGACAGCUUUGGACAGCCAGGAUCUUACAGUAGCCCGGGAGCAGGCGGCGGCGGAGGAGGUGGAGGCGGCGGCGGCAGCAGUGGCUACGGAAGAUGGAGUGAUGCAGGUGAAAGUGGCGGUCAGCGCGGGAGGUUUGGAAGUGACCAAGGAGACCGUUCAGACGGAGGCGGCUACAGAGGCAGAGGCCGCGGCGGCAGUGGCGGCGGCGGUGGCUAUGACCGUGGCGGUUACGACCGCAGUGGGGGAUAUGAGCGCAGUGGAUACGACCGCGGCGGAAGAGGUGGACCUCCUGGUAUGGGAGGUGGUGACCGUGGUGGCUUCAAAAAUUACGGUGGAUCUCGAGACUACAGCUCAAGGGAUGAACCAGCUGCUGGGGAGCAGGACAACUCUGACAACAACACCAUAUUUGUGCAGGGACUGGGAGAAGAUGUCACAGUUCAGGAAGUCGGUGACUUCUUCAAGCAAAUCGGCAUCAUCAAGGUGAACAAGAAGACCGGCCAGCUAAUGAUCAACAUCUACUCUGACAAAGUCACCGGUCGGCCAAAGGGAGAAGCUACAGUGUCGUUUGAUGACCCGCCGUCGGCCAAAGCUGCUAUUGAUUGGUUUGAUGGCAAGGAGUUCCAAGGCAAACCCCUCAAAGUAUCGUUUGCCACCCGCAGAGCCGAGUUCACACAGAGAGGAGGAGGAGGAGGAGGAGGCGGCGGCGGAGGUGGAAGAGGUGGGAGAGGAGGUUUCAGAGGUCGUGGUGGCGGAGGACCCAACUUUGACAUUAAGGGAGGAGACUGGCCCUGUCCCAACAGCUCUUGUGGCAACAUGAAUUUCGCACGACGACAGGAGUGUAACAAGUGUGGAGCCCCCAAACCAGGAGAUGGAGGAUUUGGAGGUGGAGACCGUGGAGGCAGAGGAGGUUACGGAGGUGACAGAGGCGGCGGUGGCUUCCGAGGGCGUGGAGGAGGCUUCCGUGGAGGAGACCGCGGCGGUUAUGGAGGCGGUGGCGGCGGCGGAUACGGAGGAGGCGGCUACAAAAUGGGAGGACGAGGUGACCGCAGAGACGACAGAAGAGAGCGACCAUACUAAUUGUUGAGACAGACGCCGUUCCAGCUUUUUUCGAGUUUGCCAGCGGAGGGGAAGGGGCUCGGGGUUAGAGAAGGGGAUAGAUCAAACAUCGUGAUUGACUUACCCCCUUUUUCUUUUUUUUUUUUAUAUAACUCUUGCACCCCUCCCCCCCUCUCUCCCAGUCCUAUAUUCCUCUUUCCAUCUGUGAGUGAGGGGCAGGGAUGUGUUGAACGUUGGCAGUGUUGGCAUGUGGUCUAAUGUGUUUUUUGUUUUUUUGGUUUUGUUGUUUUUUUUUUUUUUUCUUCUAUGUUUGAUUUCUUUGUACAUCUUUUUAAUUUUCUCUCCAGAAUCUAGGUGCAGAUGUUUUGUGAGUUAGAAUCAUUGUUUUGUAUGAACGGAAUAAAAAAUGUUGUAAUCUUG
Molecule: messenger RNA, 1954 nt
Organism: Scomber japonicus (chub mackerel)
Lineage: Eukaryota; Metazoa; Chordata; Actinopteri; Scombriformes; Scombridae
Gene: taf15
Product: TAF15 RNA polymerase II, TATA box binding protein (TBP)-associated factor
Exons: 16
Coding region: 119-1555 (478 amino acids)
Biological process (GO): regulation of DNA-templated transcription
Cellular component (GO): nucleus
Molecular function (GO): RNA binding; transcription coregulator activity
Source: RefSeq, a predicted model, not a curated record